CACCUUAGCCCAUCCGCGCCCACCUGAGGCUGCGCCAUGGCGGAGCAGGAAAGCCUAGAGUUCGGCAAGGCGGACUUCGUGCUGAUGGACACCGUCUCCAUGCCCGAGUUCAUGGCCAACCUCAAGCUCAGAUUUGAAAAAGGGCGCAUCUACACUUUCAUUGGAGAAGUUGUUGUUUCUGUGAAUCCUUACAAGUCAAUGAACAUCUACGGGAGAGACACAAUUGAGCAGUAUAAAGGACGUGAGCUGUAUGAGAGACCACCUCAUCUCUUUGCUAUUGCUGAUGCUGCUUAUAAGGCUAUGAAGAGGCGAUCAAAAGACACCUGUAUUGUGAUAUCAGGGGAAAGUGGAGCUGGUAAAACGGAAGCCAGUAAGUACAUUAUGCAAUACAUUGCUGCCAUCACCAACCCCAGUCAGAGAGCGGAGGUCGAAAGAGUGAAGAAUAUGUUGCUUAAGUCCAACUGUGUCUUAGAAGCUUUUGGAAAUGCCAAAACCAACCGUAAUGACAACUCAAGCAGAUUUGGGAAAUACAUGGAUAUCAACUUUGAUUUUAAGGGGGACCCUAUUGGUGGACACAUCAACAACUACUUAUUGGAGAAGUCUCGGGUGAUUGUGCAACAGCCAGGAGAAAGAAGCUUUCACUCUUUCUAUCAGCUACUCCAAGGUGGUUCAGAACAGAUCCUACGCUCUCUACAUCUCCAGAAAUCCCUUUCGUCGUACAACUAUAUCCAUAUAGGAGCUCAAUUAAGGUCUUCUAUCAACGAUGCUGCAGAAUUCAAAGUAGUAGCAGAUGCCAUGAAAGUAAUUGGCUUCAAACCUGAGGAGAUUCAAACAGUAUAUAAAAUUUUGGCUACUAUCCUUCACUUGGGAAAUUUAAAAUUUGUGGUAGAUGGUGACACACCUCUUAUUGAAAACGGCAAGGUUGUAUCUGUCAUAGCGGAAUUGCUGUCCACGAAGACCGACCUGGUUGAGAAAGCCCUUCUUUACCGGACAGUGGCCACUGGCCGUGAUGUCAUUGACAAGCAGCACACGGAGCAGGAAGCCAGCUAUGGUAGAGAUGCCUUUGCCAAGGCAAUAUAUGAGCGCCUUUUUUGUUGGAUUGUGACUCGCAUCAAUGAUGUGAUUGAGGUCAAGAACUACGACACCACAAUUCAUGGGAAAAACACCGUUAUUGGUGUCUUGGAUAUCUAUGGCUUUGAAAUAUUUGACAACAACAGCUUUGAACAAUUCUGCAUCAACUACUGCAAUGAGAAACUGCAGCAGCUGUUUAUUCAGCUGGUUCUGAAGCAAGAACAGGAGGAGUACCAGCGGGAAGGGAUCCCCUGGAAGCACAUUGAUUACUUCAACAAUCAGAUCAUUGUGGACCUGGUGGAGCAGCAGCACAAAGGCAUCAUCGCAGUCCUGGACGAUGCCUGCAUGAAUGUCGGCAAGGUCACCGAUGAAAUGUUCCUCGAGGCACUCAACAGUAAACUGGGCAAGCAUGGUCAUUUCUCCAGCCGAAAGCUCUGUGCCUCAGACAAAAUCCUGGAGUUUGAUCGAGAUUUUCGAAUUCGACAUUAUGCAGGUGAUGUAGUCUAUUCUGUCAUUGGUUUUAUUGACAAAAAUAGAGACACUUUAUUUCAAGAUUUCAAGCGCCUUAUGUAUAACAGUUCAAAUCCUGUGCUGAAGAAUAUGUGGCCUGAAGGCAAACUGAGCAUUACAGAGGUGACCAAACGCCCCCUGACUGCCGCCACCUUGUUUAAGAAUUCUAUGAUUGCUUUAGUAGACAACCUUGCAUCAAAGGAACCAUAUUAUGUACGUUGCAUCAAACCCAAUGAAAAGAAAUCCCCACAGAUAUUUGAUGAUGAACGUUGCCGGCAUCAAGUGGAAUAUCUUGGGCUACUAGAAAACGUGAGGGUGCGUCGGGCCGGAUUUGCCUACCGCCAGACAUAUGAGAAGUUUCUUCACAGGUACAAGAUGAUCUCUGAAUUCACCUGGCCCAAUCAUGAUCUCCCUUCAGACAAAGAGGCUGUCAAGAAACUGAUUGAACGUUGUGGGUUUCAGGAUGAUGUAGCUUAUGGGAAGACCAAAAUUUUUGUUCGAACCCCCCGAACAUUGUUUACCUUAGAAGAACUCCGUGCCCAGAUGCUCAUAAGGAUUGUCCUCUUUCUACAAAAGGUGUGGCGGGGCACCCUGGCCCGCAGGCGGUACAAGAGGACCAAGGCAGCGCUGGCGAUAAUCCGGUACUACCGUCGCUACAAGGUGCGGUCGUACAUGCACGAGGUGGCCAGACGCUUCCACGGCGUCAAGACCAUGAGAGACUACGGGAAGCACGUGCGAUGGCCAACCCCACCCAAAGUUCUCCGCCAGUUUGAGGAGGCUCUGCAGGCGAUUUUUAAUAGAUGGAGAGCAUCCCAGCUCAUCAAGAGCAUACCCGCUGCAGACCUGCCCCAGGUCAGGGCAAAGGUUGCAGCCAUGGAAAUGUUGAAGGGUCAGAGGGCUGACCUUGGGCUCCAGAGGGCCUGGGAAGGCAACUAUCUUGCUUCAAAGCCAGAUACACCUCAGACCUCAGGCACUUUUGUCCCUGUUGCUAAUGAACUGAAACGGAAGGACAAAUACAUGAAUGUCCUCUUUUCCUGUCAUGUCCGCAAGGUGAAUCGGUUUAGUAAGGUAGAAGAUCGAGCAAUUUUUGUCACUGAUCGUCACCUGUAUAAGAUGGAUCCCACUAAACAGUACAAAGUGAUGAAGACCAUCCCCCUCUACAAUUUGACUGGUCUGAGCGUCUCCAAUGGAAAGGACCAACUUGUAGUGUUCCACACAAAAGACAACAAAGACCUCAUUGUCUGCCUCUUCAGCAAACAGCCAACACAUGAGAGUCGAAUUGGAGAACUUGUUGGAGUCCUGGUGAAUCAUUUCAAGAGUGAGAAGCGUCACCUUCAAGUCAACGUCACCAACCCUGUGCAGUGCAGCCUGCAUGGGAAGAAGUGCACCGUCUCCGUGGAGACGCGGCUCAACCAGCCAGAGCCCGACUUCACCAAGAACCGCUCGGGCUUUAUCCUCAGCGUGCCUGGGAACUGACCCCCCGCUCGGCUGCAGGCCUCGCCCCGGUGGGAGGGCGGCAGAACCAGGGAGCCCAGCCCGCCCAGGCAUCGCCUGCUCCCAGGAGCCACUUGGGUCUCGCUCAGCAUCGUAGGUUCCAAUCUAAUCUGCCAAAUCCCCGCUAAUGCCCUGCUAGGAAUCAGUUCUCUCGAGAGCCCUCGCUUGGGGAGGAACCCUUCUGGUGCCUUCUGUAAGGCCCUUCCCGCUGUGAAGUUUCUUCCUGGCUGUCUGGCUUCAUCUCUCUCUUCCACUGUCCCAACUUUCCACUGUCCCCACUCUAAAAACCAAAGACCCUGGUGCCCUGCCCCAGACCCUUGUCUGACGUCCAAAGCACACCUCACCUCAGAAGCAUCUUGCUGAUGCUUUAGUCCAAGAAGGCCUCCCCUGAGUGGCCAAGUCCGUGUGUCUAGAACCAUGCCCAGCCCCUGUAAAGAGGUGACAGUGGAGGGAGCCCAGGAUACAUUUACCGUGCCGUAGACAUGCUCCCCUACGGGGGUUUGGGGGCGAGCCGAUGGACCCUGCUGUCUCCCGUGAGCGUGGUCCUGCCGCUGUCCUUCCACUAAGCAAUAGCAGCCCCUGGACCUGACUCAGAGAGGCUCUCAGAGCUCCUCAGAAAACCCUGCCCACAGCAGCCAGCCAAGGCCACCAGGUGAGCAAGCUCAUCAGUGCAGCCCAGCCCCUUGGCCCAGCUGGGAGUUCUGGACCACCCAGGCCGGCCCCUGCCUGGCUCCCAGCCACCUUGAGGGUGGGGCUGUGUGGCCACAUGUGCAGAUGCUCCCAGGGCCACGUAAUUGCACGGCCUGCGUCAUGCAGGGCUCACACUUACCUUUGCAGUUUGCUGGUCUCUGCUGUAACCACACUUGUGUCAGAAAUACUCAUAAGAAAAUGGAGUUGCAGAGACAAGGGGGAGGAGCACCCAGAGGUUUGGAAACAGUCCUUUUCUAGCACCUCUGACUGUGUCUCAGCUCUCAUUUUGAGAACCAUGUCUAGGGCAGGAAGAUCAUAGCACAUGGAAACAGCAGGGACUGGAGUGAUGGAAAACCAGUGUGGGGUCCUGGCACUGCGGGCCAGGCCAGGCUUCACCCCCUCUGCCCCCUGCCCCCCAACCCCUACCUUCCGCCGAUGCUCCCAGCCUGCGUCCCUGAACCAGCGAGACACCCCAAGUGCCUGAACGCGGCCCCCUGCGCCCCACCCCAGGCCUGACCUGGUCACCUGGCCGACCAGAGCUGGCCCCAGCAGCUGGCCUGAUGCCCUCCCCCAACACCCCCACCCCACUUCCCAGGGCCUGCAAACAUUUGCACUGUGUGCAAAUUGCAACAGAGAACCCCGUGGGCAUCCUGUCCUUGGGAACCCAAUUCUUACUCUCAUUUUCCAAGCUGGUCAGUGACUGACUUGCCCAGCGCCAAGGUGCAGCCAGCCCCUUUGCCCGUCUCAAGAGUCUGCCAGUUGCCUGCACAUAGCAGUAGAACCAUGUAAUUGGGGCUUUACCUCUCAUUUCCACUUAUUUCCCCAUACUUGUUGCUUUACACUAGACACAUGCAAAUGUAUGUUUCAAGCACACCAAAGCAGAACAUGCCAAAUGAGUUGCCUUUUCUGAAGCUGCUGAGGAGGGCUCUGGGUUGGGAGACCCGUCCCCGCCUCACGCCCACAAGCACUUUUUUAAGAAGUCACAGUACGUGGCGACUGAAGAAGGAUUAGGAAUUUAGGGUGUGAUCGUGGUAAUGUAGCCAGGGUGUGCAGGGGACAGGAAGAGGACUCGGUGAUUGUAUGCAAUGAAGUGUUUCUCUUGAUUUAAUUAAAUGCAUUUUUAUGGUUUGGUGCAGAUAUUCCUAUUUUCCAUUAAACUAACUUUAUUUCUAAAGCAUAUUUUGAUUUACCAUCAAGAGCAAUAAAGCAUUAAAUCUUA
Molecule: messenger RNA, 4984 nt
Organism: Choloepus didactylus (southern two-toed sloth)
Lineage: Eukaryota; Metazoa; Chordata; Mammalia; Pilosa; Megalonychidae
Gene: MYO1D
Product: myosin ID
Exons: 22
Coding region: 37-3057 (1006 amino acids)
Biological process (GO): actin filament organization; vesicle transport along actin filament
Cellular component (GO): actin cytoskeleton; vesicle; microvillus
Molecular function (GO): actin filament binding; ATP binding; microfilament motor activity
Source: RefSeq, a predicted model, not a curated record